Messenger RNA from Pomacea canaliculata, 4272 nucleotides. RefSeq names its product helicase SKI2W-like. The coding region runs from base 202 to 3942 and encodes 1246 amino acids. The record is from RefSeq and is a predicted model, not a curated record. Gene Ontology annotation, biological process: nuclear-transcribed mRNA catabolic process, 3'-5' exonucleolytic nonsense-mediated decay. Gene Ontology annotation, molecular function: RNA helicase activity; ATP binding; RNA binding. The transcript is spliced from 25 exons. Gene Ontology annotation, cellular component: Ski complex. NCBI's taxonomy places the organism in Eukaryota, Metazoa, Mollusca, Gastropoda, Architaenioglossa, Ampullariidae.
UCAGUGGAGCCGGGUAGUAGAGAGUUCCAAAAGCGAAAGUUCUGAAAGAGAGCCACGUAUUGCAUUUAAUAUUUUCAAGUAUUAUUUUCACAUUGUGCGGUUAUGCUGACUAGAAUUCUAAAUCAGAUGACUACCAUUUUCCAGUUCGGAUAUGUAUUCGAUUGCUAGACAUUUGCUGUCAUCUUAAUAUUGUAAAUAAUAAUGAUGGAGGAGUUAUCAGAGGGCUUGGAUUUGCUAGAGGUUGGUUGCCUUGGUAGUAUAGAGAUAGUGACCAGAAAGAAAGGUGUGGAAUGUAUUCUUCCACUAAAAACGGUGCCAGUUGGUCUACCUCCUGUGCUACCAGGAAUUUAUGAAGAUUUGGAGAAAUACUUAACAUCUCCAGAAGCUUUGUCCAUCCAUGACUUUAAGCGUGCUCAAAAGUAUGUGCCUCGACAGCGAUGUCCAGAGAGACUUUACCAUACACAGAUGUGUCCAGUGCAAACAACAGUAGUUGUGGAGAGAAAUCCUUCUACAGGUCAGCUGCUGGGAUAUAAGGAAGAGUAUAUUCCAGACAGCAGCAAAACAGCCAGAAAUUCAUUGUCUUUGAACCGAGCACCAUGCCCUUCAUAUUCUGAUAUCCGUGGUUCUUCUGCAAACUUUCCAUUCUGGCCAGGAGGUCUAGAUGAACCAUUGUUGGAAAACUUAGGAGAAGAGAAUGUGUCUCAGUCUGACCUUAACUUUGAAACAGACCUUCUGAGUAUAGCACCUGGCUUAGAUGAAGGAAUGACAUUCGACAUAGCCAGUACGGAAACAGAGGUCAUAGGGCAAGUAGAAACCUUAGCCAAGGACACCUUCAACUUAGCAGACAUUUUUGCCCAGAGUGAUGAUCUUGACCUUGGGGACAGCGAUGAGGAGCUGGAGGAGUCCACAAAGAAGACACAACAAUACCAACUUGAUUCCAACAAUUCUGGUAUUGGAAGAAGUGAGAGCUUAGAGGAUCUUGUUGCAGUGGAAGUAAAGCCAGAGAUUGUCAGCACCCAGGUAGAGAAGGUGACUGAGAAACAGGAAAAGUGGGCCAUCAAGGUGGAUGUACACUCACCUGUAGAUGACUUCUACAAGCGGGUACCAGACAUGGCUUAUAAGUGGCCAUUUGAACCAGACGUUUUCCAAAAGCAGGCAAUCUUGCACCUGGAGAAGCAUGAAAGCGUCUUUGUUGCUGCACAUACUUCAGCUGGCAAGACAGUGGUGGCAGAGUAUGCAAUAGCAUUGUCAAUGAAACACAUGACACGCACAAUCUACACCUCACCCAUUAAGGCUCUUUCCAACCAGAAGUUUCGGGACUUCCGGCUGACUUUUAAUGACGUGGGUUUGAUAACUGGUGAUGUUCAGAUCAACACAACAGCUGCUUGCCUCAUCAUGACAACAGAGAUUCUACGAUCAAUGCUGUAUAAUGGGUCUGACAUUGUUCGGGAUUUGGAAUGGGUCAUCUUUGAUGAAGUUCACUAUAUCAAUGAUUCUGCGCGAGGGGUUGUGUGGGAAGAAGUGUUGAUUAUGCUUCCUCAACACGUGAACAUCAUCCUUUUGAGUGCCACAGUACCCAACACAAUGGAGUUUGCCGACUGGGUUGGACGGAUCAAGAGGAAGAAAAUCUAUGUAAUCAGCACAGCAAAACGGCCAGUGCCUUUGGAGCACUACUUGUAUACUGGGAACAGCAACAAAACAAGCAAUGAGCUCUUCCUGAUCCUGGAUGCUAAAGGAAGCUUCCUCACAACAAGUUACAGCAAAGCCAUAGCUGCAAAGAAGGAGCGGGCAAGCAAUGCAUCCGAAAACUAUGGAGCAAAGGGACCAAGAGGAGGCAACCCCAGCCAGGACAAGAACAUAUGGCUGUCAGUAAUUGAGAUGUUAAAGAAGAAGGACAAGCUGCCUAUGGUGGCCUUUAUCUUUUCCAAGCGACGCAUAGAAGACAACAUCUUCAACUUGCAAAGUGUGGACCUCACAACAGCAGCUGAGAAGGCUGAGAUACACAUCUUUUUCCGCAAAUGCAUCUCACGUUUGAAAGGAGAGGACAGUAAGCUUCCCCAGGUACAACACAUGGAGGGUGUUCUGAAGCGAGGUCUGGGAGUGCAUCACAGUGGAAUUCUCCCCAUAUUGAAAGAAGUAGUGGAGAUGCUAUUUCAGCGAGGUCUUGUAAAGAUUCUUUUUGCAACAGAAACAUUCGCCAUGGGUGUGAACAUGCCUGCUCGUACAGUCAUUUUUGACAGCAUCGGCAAGCACGAUGGCACCCAACUUAGAACUCUUCUGCCUGGUGAGUAUGUCCAAAUGGCAGGACGAGCUGGUCGCAGAGGUAUCGACUCAACAGGGACAGUAAUUGUCCUUUGCAAAGGUGAUGUUCCAGAGACAUCGGAACUUCAUAGAAUGAUGCUUGGUAAACCCACACAAUUGGAAUCUCAGUUCCGUCUCACUUACAGCAUGAUCUUGAACUUGCUUCGCGUGGAACAGCUGAAGGUAGAGGACAUGAUGCGGAGGAGUUUCUCAGAGUUUCAUUCGCAGCAGAAUGUAACUCAACACCGGGAGGCACUGGAGGAACUCAAAGGUAACCUGCAACAGGUGAAAGACAUAGAAUGCUUCAUGUGUUCUCUGGAUCUGGAGAAAUAUUACCUUGCAUGCAGAGAAUAUCAUCUCCUGAGAAGACAGCUCCAGGAGGUCGUAUUGUCUCAUCCAACAGCAAUCAAGACCCUGUCCCCAGGGCGUGUUGUUAUUGUCGAGAAUGGUGUCUUUAGCAAUGUUCCCGGGGUUGUUCUCCAGACCAGCAUGGGUCCUAACAAUGUGCGGACAUUUAGCACUCUCAUUAUCUGCAACAAAAAUGGCUCAACCACUGACUCAGGGGAGACCACCUCUUCACAAGGCCUGCACGUAGCCCCUGUCACUGCAAGAAACUUGUUCAUCCCAGAGACUGUAUGUUGGCACAAACUGCUAGAGUGCAAUGCCACCAACAUCAAUAUCAUCACGAACAAAACCAUUAAAGUAGAUGCAGACAAAAUCCUGAAAGAUAUUAAGAAAAGGGAACAACCGCGCUUCAAGGAUGACCCUCCAGGGCAGUCUGUGACCGUGGCAACACAAGAGUUGGUUCGUUUGGCAGAGGAGAAUCCUCAAGGUCUGAAUGGUUUGGACCCUGUGAAGGAUCUUCACAUCCGUGACAUUGACCUUGUGGAGCAGUUCCGGUCGUUAAAGUUCAUGCAGGAUAACUUUGCCGACUUCCAGUGUGUCAAUUGUCCCAAGUUCGAGGAACAUUUUCGGCAGCUGGACAGCAACAUGAAACUAAAGGACGAGUACCAGCACCUGCAAUUUCUGCUGUCAGAUCAGAGCUUGAUGCUGCUCCCCGAAUAUCAACAGCGCAUGGAGGUGUUAAGAAGACUUCAUUAUCUGGACAAUAGCAAGGCUGUGCAGAUGAAGGGCAGAGUGGCAUGUGAGAUCUCCACUCAAGAGCUGAUGGUAACAGAGCUCAUCUUCGAAAAUGGAUUGACUGACCUACAUCCCACAGACAUUGCAGCCCUUCUGUCCUGCAUGGUCUUUGAGCAGAAGAAUUGCUCGGAACCAAAGCUCACACCAACUCUAAAGAAGUGCAAGGCCAUGGUUUUGGAAAAAGCAGAGCAAAUUGGUCGACUGCAGAAAGAGGUGGGAAUGAAAAUACCUGUGGAAGAUUACAAAGAAGAAUUCCACUUUGGUCUCAUGGAGGUGGCAUUCGAAUGGGCACGUGGCAUGCCUUUUGCUGAAAUCACAGCUCUGACAGAUGUGCAAGAAGGCAUCAUCGUACGAUGCAUUCAGCGGCUACAUGAACUGCUGCGUGAUGUUCGUGGGGCUGCUCGCAUCAUUGGUGACCCAAUUCUCUGUUCUAAAAUGGACGAAGCCAUGACUUUGAUCAAGCGAGACAUAGUGUUUGCAGCCAGUCUGUAUACACAGUAGCUUCUGUUUUACACAGGCAGGAAAUGGAAGCUUUGGUAUCUACUGUCAAAGCCUAUGCAUCACUGUGUAUACAAGACUAAAAGGAUGCUUGUUCCUUUUGUCAGCAUACACAAUAAUAGACAUAUACCAUGCCAAGCACCAGACCUUCUAAUAGAAAUGACAAAGGCACAAAUAACAGUCUCAGGUGUGUGAAAUAAUAAACUUUAAUUCAAUGUUUUUGUUAAAUGACUUUGUUAUUUGCAUUCUGAUGGGCUAAUUUUCUCAACCUUAAUAUUUUCUCAUCAGCUGGAAUUAUUUUGAAAAUAAACUGUAAUGACAUGAACAUUCAAA